UUCACCUACUGCUCUUUGUUUUUUCUUAUGAAAUUCCCUCACUUUCCAUUUUUUCACAAAAAAAUCCAAUCUUUCUCUCAAUUUCACAAACUAUUAUUUUCUUCACAACCCAAAAAAUGGAACUCAAAUCUUAUAAUCACUCACCCAACUUUAAUCCUAAUAGAAUCUUGCAAUUCAAUGUUACAAAUAAAGCAAAUUCAAGCCAGUAUGAUACACACUGGCAUAAUUUCACAUAUUUUCCCUAUAAGUAGACUCAUAUCCUUUUGCGCUUUGGAUGUUAAUGGUGAUAUACACUAUGCACAUAAGUUGUUUGAUGAAAUGUCUGAACCAAAUGUGUAUAUUUGGAAUACUAUGGUUAGGGGUUAUGUUAAAAAUCAGUUCUUUGAUUUGGGUUUUUGUUUUUUUAGGAGAAUGGUAAGGGAAAAUGUUGAAAUGGAUAAAAGAAGUUAUGUUUUUGUUUUGAAAGGGUGUAGGGUAGGGGUGGGGGUGGGGGUGGGGGUGGGUGGGUCAGUGCAUUGUAGGAUUUGGAAAGUUGGGUUUUUGAGUGAAUUGAUUGUGAGGAAUGGUUUGAUUCAUUUUUAUGGUGAAAGUGGGAAAAUUGAUGAUGCGCACAAGGUGUUCGAUGAAAGUCCUGAAAGAGAUGUGGUUACUUGGACUAGCUUGAUUGAUGGAUAUGUGAAAAAGAAUAUGGUUGAUGAGGCAUUGGAGUUGUUUGAUUUGAUGUGUUCGAAUGGUGUUGAGUUUAACGACGUUACGUUGAUAACGGUGUUUUUUGCGUGUUCGUUGAAGGGGGAUUUGAGUUUGGGGAAAUCGGUUCAUGAGCUCGUGGAGAAAAGGGGUGUCGAAUGUGGUCUUAAUUUGACGAAUGCCAUAUUGGAUAUGUAUGUGAAGUGUGGUUGUUUGCCUAUGGCUAAAGAGAUUUUCGAUAAGAUGGAAAUAAAAGAUGUCUUUUCUUGGACAAGUAUGAUGCAUGGCUACUCCAAAUAUGGGGAGGUAGACUUGGCAAAGAAGUGUUUUAGCGAAAUGCCCGAGAGAAACGUAGUUUCUUGGAAUGCGAUGAUCGCUUGCUACUCGCAAAAUAAUAGACCUUUGGAGGCCAUUGAACUCUUUCACGAAAUGGAGAAACAAGGUUUAGUUCCUAUGGAGAGCACUUUGGUUUCCGUGCUCUCCGCUUGUGCUCAAUCUAGUUCGUUGGAUUUUGGUCGACGAAUUCAUGAUUAUUAUAUUAAGCAAAAACGGGUUAAGUACAGUGUGAUCCUGGCAAACGCAUUAAUAGACAUGUACGGCAAAUGUGGAAGCGUGGACGAAGCUGUAGAGCUGUUCGACAAAAUGGCACAAAGAGAUUUGGUUUCCUGGAAUUCAGUAAUAGUAGGUUGUGCUUCUCAUGGGCUCGCGAAGAAGGCCCUAACUCUUUUCGAACAAAUGAAAUCCUCGGGAUUCGAGCCAGAUAGCAUCACAUUUGUGGGCGUUCUAUCAGCAUGCGUUCAUGGUGGAUUGGUUAAUCAAGGCUGGGAGUACUUUACGAGCAUGGAGUUAAAUGGAUCCUUUCCCGAGGUGGCUCACUAUGCUUGCAUGGUUGAUUUACUUGGUAGAUCUGGGCAUUUGAAAGAAGCUUAUAAUCUUAUAAAACAAAUGCCAAUGGAACCUGAUAAAGCUGUUUGGGGCGCUUUGCUUAAUGGUUGUCGGAUGCAUGGAAAUGUUGAGCUGGCCAAGGUUGCUGCUGAGAAACUUAUCGAAUUAGAUCCUCAAGAUAGUGGCAUUUACGUGCUUCUUGCAAGUUUGUGUGCUAAUGAACGGAAAUGGGCUGAUGUUAGAAUGGUUAGAAGUUUGAUGAGAGCUAAAGGUGUCAAGAAGAAUCCGGGAUAUAGUUUGAUAGAGGUUGAUGGUAACUUCUAUGAAUUUGUGGCUGCUGAUGACUCACACCCCGAAUCUCAGGCAAUAUAUAAAAUGCUCGAUGAGAUUAUAUUGCUCUCUAAGUUAGAAGUAUAUGUCUCUGAUGCACAAAUUCACUGAUAUAUGGAGGAUAAAUUUAACAUUAUCUACGAACAAUUUGCAGGUAUUGGACACCUUGCUUUAUAAGUACUAGUAAAUGCUGAAUCGCGCAAGAUUUGUUCUCUGAUCUCAGUGAAAAGAGAUCUUCCUACAUUUGAGUUGUCGAUAGGAAUCAGAACAUGAAAGGGCAAGCUUGGACACUGAAAUAAAUUCUCUUACAGUGUUAAAUAUGCACAUAACUUAAAUUCGAUAAUAUGUUACUUGACGAGUACAUUUUUAGUAUCCUUGAAAUGGACCUCAGCUCACCCAUUUUUCUGAAAUCUCAACACUAAAUAUUCUACUUGUCUAUAUUACAUGUCAUGCUAACCUUAACUACCUUUUUCUGACGAACCAUUUUGAUAGUUCUGUCAAGUUAGAAUCGAUUUUCUGAAUCUAUUGUCAGAUAUAUAUUGUUCCAUUUAGUUAACGUAAUACCCUUUGAUGACUCCUCCUCUAGUAAGAGACUCAUAAUUAGGAUUGUACUCAUGAGCUACCCAUUCUUCAUCCGCGGGGUUAUAGCGAUACGUGAAUGUCUCAUCAAACUUCCAUUCACAAGGCGUCGAAUGGCUCACACACUCAUAGCUGGAUUUAAACGCGAUGAAAGUCCCCAUGUUUGUGGAGCAAUUCCACAUUGUUGAAGUGGGGAAGAAAUUUCUGAUUUUGACAGUGAUGUUGAAAGUGCCCAUGGUAUUCAGGUGCCUAACAAUGCCAUCUUCGUCGAAGGAGAAGCAACGGACGCUAAGGUAAUUUGUGUGGUUGUUGGUUAUGACAACUACUUUUUCGUCUGGCAUUCCUGCUGCAACAUUUAUAUUGAUCAUAAACAAGAACAAUAUUGUUGUUGAGGUGAUAGUCGCUACAAUUUUAGCUUCUUGCAUGGUGUAUAUAUGUUCCUUUUCUUCCUCCUGUUUAGUGAUGUUUUUGUAUGAAAUUGGGUUUUGGAAUGGAAUCUUGAAAACG
Molecule: messenger RNA, 2988 nt
Organism: Lycium ferocissimum
Lineage: Eukaryota; Viridiplantae; Streptophyta; Magnoliopsida; Solanales; Solanaceae
Product: pentatricopeptide repeat-containing protein At2g22410, mitochondrial-like
Exons: 1
Coding region: 28-2013 (661 amino acids)
Biological process (GO): RNA modification
Molecular function (GO): protein binding; RNA binding
Source: RefSeq, a predicted model, not a curated record